Annulohypoxylon truncatum is the source of this 576-nucleotide messenger RNA. RefSeq lists its product as uncharacterized. Bases 194 to 493 code for a protein of 99 amino acids. The record is from RefSeq and is a predicted model, not a curated record. Lineage: Eukaryota; Fungi; Ascomycota; Sordariomycetes; Xylariales; Hypoxylaceae. The transcript has a single exon.
AGGAGAUAAUCGAAAAGCAGCACAUGCAUGGGCGUAUCAGUCAAGCAACAAGGUGACUGGCAUGCAUGUGCGAAUCUGAGUACCAAGAGCGAGAGCGAAAACUACCUAAUCAUACUUCCCAUCAUCAACCUUUAACCUUGAGCAUGUCCAUUGUGCCUUCCUGAGUUACCUGAGGUACAACACCCGUCACCACAUGCACUUCCUGCUUCUGCUUCACCUUCACCUUUACUUUUACCUCCACCACAUACCACAUGUCACUUCACUUCACUUCACUCCACCCCUAAUUCUCAACUUAACCAGUUACUCGAAUCUGGAGCCUCUACAUCUAAUCGUGUGGAUAUCACCACUCACCCAGAAACCAAGUUCUUCAAGGCUCAGAGCACUUCCUGCUAAGAUAUAUGACUGUUUUUUCUCCCUUAUUCUGUCAGCCUAUAAACGCAUGAGCCACCUCAAUAUCUUGAUCUCUACUCAUCGGUUCAAUCUAUUACCCUGAGUGACUAUUUCCCAGUCCUAUUUACUCGUUUUCCAGCUGGUUUCCCAUUUUAUAAGUUGUUCUCCUGUCUCAAUAUUCGUCCU